This is a messenger RNA of Elgaria multicarinata webbii, 2525 nucleotides long. Its product is annotated as solute carrier family 2, facilitated glucose transporter member 11-like. Bases 64 to 1287 code for a protein of 407 amino acids. Gene Ontology annotation, cellular component: plasma membrane. The transcript has 11 exons. Gene Ontology annotation, biological process: monosaccharide transmembrane transport. Lineage: Eukaryota; Metazoa; Chordata; Lepidosauria; Squamata; Anguidae. Gene Ontology annotation, molecular function: hexose transmembrane transporter activity. The record is from RefSeq and is a predicted model, not a curated record.
CCAUCAUCCACCCAUAGAGGCAGCCACAGGGUGGACCUAGAAGAGCAGGGCUGCUGAGCAGACAUGGCUGCUGCCUUCCUUUGGGACUUGAUUCAGUACCAGAGACUUCUUCUAAUGAUGCUUGUUUUGGGAAUUGGUGGGUCACUCCAGCUUGGCUUUCAAGGUUCGAUGAUCCCCUUCACUUCUCUGCAUGUUAAAACGUUUAUCAAUGAUACCUGGCUGGAACGGUCUGGCCAUCCUGUCCACCCCGAAACCCUCACAUUGCUGUGGUCCUUGAUUGUGUCUAUCUUUGGCUUAGGGGGACUCCUGGGCUCUAUGGCCAGUGGACAUCUGACUGCAAAAUAUGGAAAAAAGAGAUGCCUCCUGGGCAACAAUGUGCUCAUGCUGGCGAGUGCCUUCCUGGUGGGCUUCAGCAAGGUGGCCAAGUCCUUUGAGCUGAUUUUGGCGGGACGCUUCCUGUGUGGCAUCAGCACAGGUAUGGCUAUCCCUCUCCAUCCCCAGUACCUUGGGGAAGUUUCCCCUAAGAAGCUCCGUGGAUUUGCAGGUUCAACUGCCUCACUCUUUUGGAGCCUGGGCAAAGUCUUAGGUCAGGUUUUGGGACAAAGAGAGCUCCUGGGAAGUGCCUCCCUGUGGCCACUCUUGAUGGCCUUCAGUGGCUUUGCAGCACUGGUUCAGCUGCUCACUCUCCCAUUCUUCCCUGAGUCACCACCACACUUGUUCUUGCACAAAGGAGACGAAGAAGGAUGCUUGAAAGCAAUGAAAACACUUUGGGGGGAAGGAUCUCACCAAGCAGAGCUCGAAGACCUGCGUAAAGAGCAGGCUGCCAUCCAGAGCAGCCGCAGCAAAAGCGUCCUGGAGCUGCUGAAAGAGCCGUCCUUGCGCUGGCAGCUGUACGUGCUGGUCCUCUUGGUGGUGUCCGGGCAGCUGAGUGGCAUCCAAGCAAUUUACUUCUACAUGUUUGAAGUGCUGCACACGGCUGGCUUGGACAACAACGAAAUCCCCUACUUGUCCCUAGGGGUCAGCCUCAGCGAACUGUUCUCUGCUCUGCUUUGUAGUUUCCUCAUUGAGCGGGCUGGAAGGAGGGUGCUGCUAUGGGGAGGUUACGGUCUGAUGGCCACUGUGCUGGCUGCCAUCACCUUGACCUUCUCCCUGCAGCCAUGGUUCUCCUGGAUGCCGUACUGCAGCCUCACCCUGAUUUUCUGCUUGGUGAUCUUCUUUGGAAUGGGCCCAGUCAGGCACUGGUUCAGCACAUCCAGAGCCUCACCUGAUGAAGAUGGGAAGAAGUAGAGUUGUGUGUCAUCAGUAUACUGAUGACAAUGCACUCCAAAACUCUGGAUGACCGCACCCAAUGGUUUCAUGUACAUGUUAAACAGCAUGGAGGACAAGACUGACCCCUGAGGAACCCCAUACUGGAGAAUCCACGGGGCCGAGCAAUGCUCCCCAAGCACCACCUUCUGGAGCUGACCGGCCAAGUAGGAGCGGAACCACUGUAACGCACUACCUCCCACCCCCAACUCAGCCGGUCAUCCCAGAAGGAUGCCAUGGUCGAUGGUAUUGAAAGCCCCUGAGAGAGUUGCUUAACAUUUAUUUAUAUUGAUGUUUAUAGAGGGCUCUUCUGCUCAAGGCCUUCAAAGCAGUGCACAAAAUAAAAGAAAUGCAUCCACAAAACAAUAAAUUUUCACAACUGUGCUCUUUAAUUUGAGAGGAGGACGAACCCUGACCGCAACUGUACCUUCUGGCACGUUCAAAAUGCUCCAAUGCACGCAGUGUACAUGGUUUUGGAUUUUGAAAACGUUGUACCUGAAUUUCUUUGGCCAAGUACACACACAUAGAAAGAAAGCCAGCCAUACCCAUCUACAACAGCCCUGCAUAUGCAGAAUGAGGCUUAGCUGGCACUGGGCGGGCAAAACUAGUCGACUCCAAUCUCUUUAACACAAGAAUACGUCAUGACCACUUCUAGACACUACCUAAAACCUAGCCUCUUUCAUCCCCAAUUCUCUCCUCUCCACUCCUAACAAAGUGGCAGUUUGCACCAUGUCUUAAAUGGCAUUGCGCAGGUGGCAGAAGCGUGUCUGUUGAAAGCAAAAUGGUGGUUGCUGCACACACAAAAUGUGGUGGCAAAGCCUCACACGAUUAUCUUGAGAACAUAAGAGCCAUGCUGGAUUAAAGCAAGGGUCCAUCUAGUCCAGCAGUCAGCUGAAACUGUGACCAACCAGCUGUUGACCAGGAACCCACAAGCAGGAUAUGAGGUAACAUAGAGCCAUCAGGACUAGUAGCCAUGGAUAGCCUUCCUUCCAGGAAUUUAUCUAACCCUCUUUUAAAGCCAUCCAGAUUGGUGGCCAUCACUACAUCUUGUGGUAGCAAAUUCCAUAUUUCUCUGCACUAUGUGAAGAAGUCCUUACUUUUAUCUGUCCUGAAUCUCCCAACUAUCAGCUUCAUGGGAUGAGCCAAUUUAGUCUAGAAUUGUAAGACAUCGUUUCUAGUAUGCCCAGUAUUCUAGUAGCAGCAGUAUUGGCCUCUGUUUU